This is a messenger RNA of Drosophila arizonae, 1109 nucleotides long. Its product is annotated as retinol dehydrogenase 13-like. The record is from RefSeq and is a predicted model, not a curated record. NCBI's taxonomy places the organism in Eukaryota, Metazoa, Arthropoda, Insecta, Diptera, Drosophilidae.
GUACACCCAUGGACAUCGAGAACACACAUCCAUGCACAAUAGCGCGUAGAAUUGUUCACACCCGUGUUUAUUUAUUAUAGCCGCGUAUAAAAUGUCGAUUUUUUCAUUUCUGAAGAGUCGCCCAGUUUUCUGGCUGAGCGUCGCUGGAACCACUGUGGGUGGCGCUUGUUUUGUAAAGGAUCUUAUGCAAGGCACCAAUUUCACAAAAGAAACCGAUGAAAGCAACAAAGUCGUUAUAGUGACCGGCUCCAACACGGGCAUCGGCAAGGAAACUGUGCGGGAGCUGGCACGGAGGGGAGCCACAGUCUAUAUGGCCUGUCGGGAUAUGAAAAAGUGCGAAGAAGCACGAGAGGAGAUUGUCCUAGAGACGAAAAACAAAUAUGUGUAUUGCCGUCAAUGUGAUUUAGCUUCCAUGGAUUCCAUACGUAACUUUGUGUCCACUUUCAAGCGGGAGCAGGAGAAGCUCCACAUACUCAUCAAUAAUGCAGGCGUCAUGCGUUGUCCGCGCACGCUGACCGCUGAUGGCUUUGAGAUGCAGCUGGGUGUCAAUCACUUGGGUCACUUUCUGCUGACCAACUUAAUGCUAGACAUCCUCAAGAAAUCGGCCCCCAGCCGCAUUAUAAAUGUCUCUAGUCUGGCGCACACGCGCGGUGAAAUCAACAUGACGGAUGUGAAUAGUGAAAAGUCCUAUGAUGAGGCUAAGGCUUACAAUCAGAGCAAGUUAGCGAACGUUUUGUUUACAAAGGAAUUGGCCCGCCGCUUAGAGGGAACUGGAGUCACGGCGAACGCUUUGCACCCUGGCAUAGUGGACACCGAUAUCUUCAGACACAUGGGCUUCUUUAGCAACUUCUUUGCAGGCUUAUUUGUUCGCCCCCUGUUUUGGCCAUUUGUGAAAACUGUACGCAACGGGGCACAAACUACUUUAUAUGCUGCUCUCGAUCCGGACUUGGAAAACGUAAGCGGUGCAUAUUUCUCCGACUGCAAGAUUCAAGAGCCGGCGCCCGCAGCAACCGAUGUUCAAGUCGCCAAAUGGCUCUGGGCCGUUAGUGAGAAGUGGACACGUGCAGAGAUACUGGAUGUCAAGACUGAAUGAAAUGCAGUUACCCUUU